Molecule: messenger RNA, 1559 nt
Organism: Varanus komodoensis (Komodo dragon)
Lineage: Eukaryota; Metazoa; Chordata; Lepidosauria; Squamata; Varanidae
Gene: CTU1
Product: cytosolic thiouridylase subunit 1
Exons: 2
Coding region: 1-1047 (348 amino acids)
Biological process (GO): tRNA wobble position uridine thiolation
Cellular component (GO): cytosolic tRNA wobble base thiouridylase complex; mitochondrion
Molecular function (GO): tRNA binding
Source: RefSeq, a predicted model, not a curated record
AUGCCCGCGCCCGUGCUUUGCGCGAGCUGCGCGGCCCGGCGCGCCGCGCUGCGCCGGCCCAAGACCGGGCAGGCGCUGUGCCGGGACUGCUUCGUGGCGGCCUUCGAGGCGGAGGUGCACGGCACGGUCACGGCGGCGCGGCUCUUCCGCGCGGGCGAGACGGUGGCCAUCGGGGCGUCGGGCGGCAAGGACUCCACGGUGCUGGCGCACGUGCUGCGCCUGCUGAACGAGCGCCACGGCUACGGCCUGCGCCUGCUGCUGCUCUCGGUGGACGAGGGCAUCGCCGGCUACCGGGACGACUCGCUGGCCGCCGUCCGCCGCAACCGAGGCCGCCUGGGGCUGCCGCUCCACGUGGUCUCCUACCAGGAGCUCUACGGCUGGAGCAUGGACCGCAUCGCCCGGCACGUCGGCCCCCGGAACAACUGCACCUUCUGCGGCGUCUUCCGGCGGCAGGCGCUCGACCGCGGCGCCGCCUUGCUCGGGGCGGACAAGAUCGCCACAGGUCACAAUGCGGAUGAUAUCGCGGAGACGGUGCUGAUGAAUUUCCUGCGGGGGGACGUGGGCCGUCUCCGGCGCUGUGCGGAGAUCCUGACAGGCGGUGAGGGCGCCCUGCCCCGUUGCAAGCCCCUGAAGCAUGCCUAUGAGAAGGAGAUUGUGCUGUAUGCCUACUUCCAGGGCUUGGACUACUUCAGCACCGAGUGUGUGUACGCGCCCAAUGCCUACCGCGGCCACGCCCGCGCCUUGCUCAAAGACCUGGAGGCCACCCGGCCCAGCACUGUGGCUGACCUGGUCCACUCCGGCGAGCGCCUGGCGGUGCGCGAGGACGUCCGCAUGCCCACCCAGGGCACCUGCCAGCGCUGCGGCUACCUCUCCAGCCAGCCUCUGUGCAAGGCUUGCGUGCUGCUCGAAGGACUCAAUCGUGGCCUCCCUCGGCUGGGCAUCGGCAAGCCCAGCCGCCUGCAGAAGGCUCUGUUGGAUGGGGAGAAGGCGGAGGCCCGCCUGCAGGAAGAGGAAGGCUCUAGAAGGCCGAGGACAAUAGAUUUCUGAGCCUGUUCUGCCCCACGGGGUUCCUUUCUGCAAAGAUACCUCUGUGUCCCAAAAGGCCGAAAUCAACCUGUGUUAUGCCGUCGCCAAUGAAGUGUGUACCACUGGCUAUACUGGCUGGGCUUGUUCGCAGUUGUAAGCUGGAACCUCUGAAGAGCCGCAAGUGUCCCACUCCUGGAGAUGUUGCUGGUGUGUAAUUAAGAAGGCACAGGAUGCACUACAUUUCAGGUGGACCUCUGCCCCCCGAAGAUGUGGUUGGACUACACCUUCCACCAACCCCAACCGGUGGCCAUGCUGGCAGGGCUGGCAAGAGCUGCAGGCGAAGGACAUCCAGAGUGCACAGCUGCUCACUUAAGUGUCAUGGUAACUUCUCCAACCAAUGAGCACGGAUAGAAUGGCUGGGAGCCCCUGUUGAAUUAUAGCUGAUCUCCAGUGCAGAAGAGUAGCUGGGUGGCUUUGGGGUUUUCCCAAAAUACUUAUUUUAAACCCCGUUAAACUUAAAGUUUUAACCAUCA